UGUGGCCCUGGGAAGGAGCCUACUUCCUACUGUGUGGAACAGGGCAGCCGCCUCCGCUUCACUAGGCUAUCUGAGUCAGGCUGGUCCCGUGUGUAAAUGAGGAGGAGUGUGGGCCCCGGGCAGACAGCAGGCACCCAGAAACAGGAGGUGCCAUCCGAACGAUGACCGAGUGGAGUGCAUGUGGGCCCCAUCCAGGCCCACCUCACCCCACCCUCCACCAGGCACCAGGCAGGCCUCAGGCCUGUCCGCUUCCCUGUCUGCCCCCCUCCAGGUUCGUGUUCACUAGAGGUUGAGCUGGGGGUCUGGUUGAGCUGGGGUCUUCGGAAGGGAACAGUGCAGGCCAGCUGUCACAACGAGUCACUACUGUGACACCGGCCUGCCUUUGUCCCGUUUCCAUAACCAGAGCCUCACCUCCUGCUGGAUGCUGUCCUGCACCUAAAGGACUCCUCCUCAUAGCAGCCACGGGGUCUGCGGAAAAUCUGCGAUCGUACCGCAGCCCCCGGCGCCCGCCACCCCGACUCAUAGACCCUCCAUGACUCAGUUGCUCUGUAGCCCACUCUCUCGCCCUGAUUCCCGAGUCCCCUGUGGCCUCCCUGCUUCUGGUUGCCUGUUGCUCACCCAUUCUCUGCAAUACCAACCUCCGCCAUACCUGGAACCCACCUAGCACAUUCCCACCUCCGGGCCUUUGCACCCACCCUUCUCCCCAUCCUUUCAUGGCGGGUGUACUCUCCUCCCUGUGUUUCCCUUCCCAGAAAGCCUCUUCUGGCCCCUCUGCUCAAAGCAGCUUUCUCCCCCUUUCUCCCCCACCGCCUCCCCCUGUAAAAUUCCGUCGUUAGAGUCUUCUGUCCCUGACACUGUGACGUGUCUGUCCUCUCCCUCACCAGACUGGGCGGUGCAGAAGGUCAGGCUGGGUCUGUCUCCUCCCUGCCCUUGUAUCCCCGACACCUUGUCACAUAGAGGGAAAUGCAGAAAUCAUUGGAGUAGGGCUGAAAAACUUACACCAACUGAAUGCAGCUGGUCCAGGGAACAGAACACUCCAGCCCCCUGACCUGCACUAUCCUGUCACAGCACCUGCUUAGCGUGGCCACUGUGCUCAUGUCCAUCACUGGAGCCUCCUGCCUCGUGCCCUGCACAUUCAGCACGCACCACCACCUCCCCCCAGCAGUUCCGAUCACCAUCACGCCAACAUCUGGAGAACUGGCCGCCAGAAAAAGGACACUCCACCCAGCCUGGGACAUGGGGAGGAAAAAAAUUCAGAUCUCACGUAUUCUGGACCAAAGGAAUCGGCAGGUAACAUUUACCAAGCGGAAGUUCGGGCUGAUGAAGAAGGCCUAUGAGCUGAGCGUGCUCUGUGACUGUGAGAUCGCCCUCAUCAUCUUCAACAGCUCCAAUCGCCUCUUCCAGUAUGCCAGCACAGACAUGGACCGGGUGCUUCUGAAGUACACGGAGUAUAGCGAGCCGCACGAGAGCCGCACCAACACCGACAUCCUCGAGACACUGAAGCGGAGGGGUGUGGGCCUUGACGGACCCGAGCUGGAGCCAGACGAGGGGCUUGAGGGGCCAGGAGAGAAGCUGCGUAGGCUGGCAGGUGACGGCGGUGACCCAGCCCUGCCCCGGCCCCGGCUCUAUCCCGCAGCCCCCACUAUGCCCAGCCCGGAUAUAGUAUAUGGGGCGCUGCCCCCACCGGCCUGCGAACCCACUGGACUUGGGGAGGCCCUGCCUGCCCAGAGCCGCCCAUCCCCUUUCCGGCCAGCAGCCCCCAAAGCUGGACCCCCAGGCCUGGCGCACCCUCUCUUCUCGCCGAGCCAUCUCGCCAGCAAGACACCACCCCCCCUGUACCUGGCAGCAGACGGGCGGAGGCCAGACCUGCCUGGCGGCCUGGCGGGGACCCGAGGGGGACUGAGCAGCUCGAGAGGCCUCUACGGUGGCCUGCAGAGUCCCUGCUCCGCCGCCGCCCCCGGACCCCCGCUCGGGAGCUUCCCCUUCCUCCCUGCAGGCCCCCCAGAAUAUGGCCUGGGGGAUCCGCCUCCACCCCCAGGCUUGCUGCAGCCCCCCACCCUGGCCCCCUGGCAGCCCUCCAGGGCUGAUGGGCCCCCGGCAACCCCCACGCAGCCUAGGUAA
This is a messenger RNA of Odocoileus virginianus texanus, 2121 nucleotides long. The record is from RefSeq and is a predicted model, not a curated record. NCBI's taxonomy places the organism in Eukaryota, Metazoa, Chordata, Mammalia, Artiodactyla, Cervidae.